AACAGAAAAAUAUACUUCUUGCGUGCCUUAAAAUCUUUUACAAGCGCAUAGAAAUCAGACUCAAAAUUGAAAAUAUUUUGGAGGCCUGGAUAAAGUUCUACACUACCAAUAUACUUCUUAACCCCCAGGCCUGACGUAAUAUACAAUAAUACAUAGAACCAACAACUUUUCAGAUGAAUUCAUUUGAAUUUCAACUAUUGGGGCUGUGCCGACAACACCCCUCGGUGAAGCGGCGCCGCGAACGCUAUUUUACAGAAGGCCGUACCUGAACGGUCUGUCAUGCAUGUCAUCGUGACAGAAGGAGGACAGCUGGCAUUGUGACAGUCAAAAAGGCCAUCUGCAAGUCAUCGUUGCUUCAACCCGAUACUGUAACAGUCUCAAAUUCUAAAAUUUAGUUAUUACUCCAUCUAAUAUAACAUUUGUUGGUCUAAAGCUAGUAGCCUGAAUUAAAAUCAUACUAGUUUUCCAGACGUAGGUAUAAAAUAAUAUCGAUUGAACUUAAAACUAAUAAAAAUGUUAUGUUUACAGUAAACUUAUAAAACCUAGGGUAUCUGAUACGAUUUCUCUAAACAUUGUAGAAAGUUCACUAAAAUCCUUGAAGCUGACACGAUCCAGAAAAGACGUUUGCUAUCGAGUUUUAGUGUGACGAUAUCCCACUCCAACAAAAAUCUUCAAGGAUUUUAUAGUUCUCGGGUGUCGGAAUGGAGAAACAUCAGAAACCCAGCGGUUACAGUUGCAAAUCCUGCACAAGACCUGACGCCGAGGAAGAAAAGUGGGUCGCUUGUGACGGAUGUAAGCUCUGGGAGCACUUCGACUGCGCAGGGGUGGACGAGUCGGUGCAGAAUCGGCCCUACCACUGCAAAAAAUGCAUUGCGGAAGCUGUACCCGUAGCGUCAUCAUCUCGUGGUCUGAAACCACCACCAUCCGAAGGUAGGUCGCUACGAUCAACAACGGCCAGGUCGGGCCUGAAACCUCUCAAUAGGGUGACCCAAUUGGCAUCGAAUUUUUCUCGAAGUGCUAACAGCACGACUUCGAGUAUCCGUGCCGCUCAUCUACAGGCGCAAAUGAAGCUGGUCGAGGAAGAGCAAGUACUGAAGGAGCAGGAACUGGACGCCCAGGAAACGAUGAGAAAGAAGGAACUGGAGGAAGAAGAACGCCAACUUGAGGAAAGAAAGGCGCUUCUGGAAGCAGAAGCAAAGCUGCGACAGCGAAAACUUCGUGAGGAAAAAGAGUACCAGAGAAAGCAGCAGAUGAUCAGGAAAGAAUCUAUGGAGAAGAAGAACAGCAUUGCCCGACAGUUGAGUGAAUGUAGUAGUAGAUGCGAAUCGAUUCCUGAUCCCGAAAAGCGAGUGUCCCAGUGGCUACAACAAUGUGAUGAUUCUCUACGGAAUAACCCAGACGAUGCAGCACUUGACGGAGCGAACCCACUACAUCCGAAUCAAUCAGGAGCAGAUAUCAUCCUGGAACGACAGAUUUCACGAAUCUCUCUGGAAGCCACAGACCACCAUGGACCUGUAACCGACCAGAAAUGCCCGGACCCUAAUGUAGGACAGGAAGCACGACCACAGAGACACGCCAAUUGUGAGAAUCCAGCAAGUGUACAAUUCGAUCUACCAAGCAAUAUCUUCGAUCGCUUCGAUCGUUCGAUGCAUCCGUAUUCCGAUACCGUCCGGCGACCAGUACCUCAACGAGAACCGGAAACACAACCGUCACGGAACUCUAACCAGCCACGUCAACUGUCUCCAUUUGCGUUGCCACAACCAAGUAUAACUCCAGCAGCUGUAGCAUUUCCCGCGGCCCUUAGUGCGAGCCAACUAGCAGCUAGGCAAGUGAUGGGAAAAGAUUUGCCUAACUUCUCCGGCAAUCCCGAAGAUUGGCCAAUCUUUAUAUCAAGUUUUGAGCAAUCGACAGCAGCGUGUGGGUAUACUGAUGCCGAAAAUUUAAUUCGAUUGCAGCGAUGCUUGAAAGGACACGCGCACGAGUCCGUGCGCAGUAGACUUCUUCUUCCCGCGAGCGUUCCACAAGUUCUCAAGACCCUGCAUACACUCUAUGGUAGACCAGAACUACUGAUACGAACUCUUAUCGAGAAGGUACAUCGUACUCCAGCCCCUAGGCAUGACCGACUCGAGACUGUAAUAGAGUUUGGUCUAGUGGUACAGAAUCUCGUAGACCACUUGAAGGCGGCGAAGCAGUACGCACACUUGUCCAACCCUGUACUGAUGCAGGAGUUAGUCGAAAAACUUCCUGGUUCGCUGAAAAUGGACUGGGCAAUCUACAAAAGCAAGCAGCCGUAUGCCACUCUGGCAACGUUCGGAGACUUUAUGACAGGAUUAGUUGAUGCAGCUAGUCAGGUGACAUUCGAGCUUCCGAGUUCAACGCAAAACUUAAGGAGCGAGCAGCGACGAUCGAAGGAGAAGAGUACGUUGCACACCCACUCUUUGAUGCCAUCUCAAUUUGAACCGUUAAAUCCGCCGUCUAGCCAAAGCAAAUCAGGUAAGCGAUGCGUGGCAUGUGAACGAGAGGGGCAUCGGGUUGCAGAUUGUCAUCGGUUUAAGGCUCUAAACAUCGAGGAACGACGAAAAGUCGUUCAGCAGAAUGGACUGUGCGAGACAUGUUUGAACGGCCACGGCAAAUGGCCGUGUAAGUCUUGGCAAGGAUGCGGAAUUCAGGGUUGUCGCGAAAAACACCAUACACUUCUACAUCCCCUUUCUUCCCAAUCUACCUCGAACGUUUCCAUCAAUCAUCUUAUGCAUUAUAGUGGUGUCUCUCCUAUGUUUCGGGUGCUUCCGGUAGUACUCUACGCGCAGAACAGAAAGGAAGUCGUUUUUGCAUUCGUUGAUGAGGGUUCGUCCAAUACAUUUGUUGAAGAGACCGUCGCGGACCGCCUGGGUGUAUCCGGGCCUGUGGAACCAUUAACUCUGGAGUGGACGGGCAAGGUAACACGAGAGGAACGUAGAUCACAACGCGUGCAGCUAGACAUUUCUGGAGAGGAUAGUUCAAGCCGCCACAAGCUGCGUGAAGUUAGGACAGUAGGUUGCCUAGUAUUACCUGUACAAACAAUGAAGUACAGCGAACUCUGCCGUCGAUAUCCUCAUUUGCGUGGACUACCUCUGAAGGAUUAUGAGCUGAUCCAACCGAAACUAUUGAUUGGAUUGGAUAAUCUUCGACUAGUUGUUCCCCUUAAAGUGCGAGAAGGUGGAAUUGCCGACCCGAUAGCAGCGAAGUGUCGACUUGGUUGGAGUAUAUACGGAUGCUUGGCAGGUUCCCCGUCACCGCGUGCCGUUGUUCAUUUUCAUGUCGCUGCACCUGAAGAUAAGGAUCGUUUGCUGAACGAACAGCUUCGUGACUAUUUUGCGCUGGAGGACACUGGAAUAAGUUAUCAGUCAGAAUUGUUGGAGUCUGAUGACGAAAUGCGAGCGAGAACUAUAUUGCAACAAACGACGAAACGUACGCAGAGCGGAUUCGAAACCGGGCUACUGUGGCGGAACGACGACCCAGAUUUUCCGGAUAGCUAUCCAAUGGCUGUCCAUCGAUUGAAGGCUUUAGAGCGAAAAUUGGCAAAAGACACAUUCCUACUUGAUCGAGUUCGUGAGCAGAUUGACGAGUAUGUGCAAAAGGGCUAUGCUCAUAAAGCAACUGAAUCGGAAUUGAAGAGCGUGGAUCCCAAACGAGUAUGGUUUUUGCCGUUAGGAGUUGUCGUUCACCCCAAGAAACCAAACAAGAUACGGCUGGUGUGGGAUGCAGCAGCAACGGUGAAUGGAGUCUCCUUUAAUUCUAAACUGCUGAAAGGACCAGACCUUCUAACACCACUCCCAGCAGUUCUUAACCGUUUUCGCCAAUAUCCAGUAGCUGUCUGCGGUGACAUCAAAGAGAUGUUUCACCAGCUCUUGAUACGUGAACAGGAUCGUACGGCACAGUGUUUUCUAUGGCGAAGAAGUCCCGUAGACCCAAUACAAAUCUACGUUAUGGAUGUAGCAACAUUCGGAGCAACAUGCUCACCGGCUUCUGCGCAAUAUGUAAAAAAACUUGAACGCGCAGGAGUUUGCCGAACUUUAUCCACGUGGGGCCAAUGCAAUAAUAAAAAACCACUAUGUCGAUGAC
Molecule: messenger RNA, 4101 nt
Organism: Aedes albopictus (Asian tiger mosquito)
Lineage: Eukaryota; Metazoa; Arthropoda; Insecta; Diptera; Culicidae
Exons: 2
Coding region: 702-4100 (1132 amino acids)
Source: RefSeq, a predicted model, not a curated record